Messenger RNA from Musca domestica (house fly), 1393 nucleotides. It is a transcript of the gene HemK1, whose product is annotated as MTRF1L release factor glutamine methyltransferase. The record is from RefSeq and is a predicted model, not a curated record. Gene Ontology annotation, biological process: protein methylation. Gene Ontology annotation, cellular component: mitochondrion. Lineage: Eukaryota; Metazoa; Arthropoda; Insecta; Diptera; Muscidae. Gene Ontology annotation, molecular function: nucleic acid binding; protein methyltransferase activity. The transcript is spliced from 3 exons. The coding region runs from base 128 to 1111 and encodes 327 amino acids.
ACAUUGAUUGACACUCUCUCAGUCGGUAAACUACAUAACAUUCGGUCCAGUUGAAACCAUUAAAACCAACUGGAAAUAAAUCACCAAAUCCUAUUUACCAUAAAUUAUCAAUUAAAAUUCCAUAGAAAUGUACAAAUUACUAUUCCAACAAUUGCGACAAAUAUCCAGGACGGCCACUAAACAGGUGAGGCCAACGGCAGCCUUGGCGACAACACAAAAUAACUCCGAGGAAAAAAUCGAUGUGACGAAGGCCUUAGAAGGAUGGGAUGAAAAGUUGCGUUUAAGCGAAGUGGGUGAUAUUGAAUUCAAUUUGAAGUGUAUCGUUGCCAAGGUGUUAAAUCGGAAAUUUAAUACCUUGAACACGUACCACAAUGUGCAAUUUAAUCGUGAACAGUUGAAGGAAUUUGAACGUCUCUGUGAGGCAAGAUGUGCCCGUAUGCCAUUGCAACACAUUGUGGGCGAAUGGGAUUUUAUGGAUAUCACAUUGAAAACAGCACCCACGGUAUUUAUACCCCGGCCAGAGACUGAAGAAUUCGUAUCGAAGGUAAUUAGUGUCUAUCGCAAUGUAAUGGAACCGGUGGAUAUGUUGGAGGUGGGAUGUGGUUCGGGAGCCAUGUCUUUGGCGAUAUUACAUGCUUUGCCAAAUGUCAAGAGUACUGCUGUGGAACGUAGUAAAGCUGCCACCGCCUUGGCAUGGGAAAAUGCCAAACGUCUAAAUCUACAAGACCGCUUCAAGGUCUACAAUCACACAACAGCUGAAAAUGAUUAUUUGCCCAAAGAACUGGAGGGACGGAAAUUUGAUCUUAUCAUUUCUAAUCCGCCUUAUGUGAAGACUGAAGAAUUUGCAUUGCUGCAGCCGGAAGUGAAAUUAUAUGAAAACUUAAAUGCCUUGGAUGGUGGUCCAGAUGGUCUCCGGAUUGCCCGUUUAGUUUUCGAUUGCGGCUGUUUGCACUUGAAACCUGGUGGUAAAAUGUGGAUGGAGUUGGGCAGUGAUCAUCCACAGUUGGUGCAAACCAUAAUGGAUACACAAUAUGAGGGACGAUUGCGGUUCGUUAAGGGUUACAAGGAUCAAUAUAAACGCAAUCGUUUUGUGGAAUUAGAAAAGGUGUAAAUGUCGUUUGUGUACCUUAUCUUAUUAAAAUUGUUUUUUUUUGUGAUCGUCCUAAUGAAACGUUAAGAACUAAAUAUCAGUUAAUUUAGUUAAAUGAAAGAGACUCCAAUUUCUAAUGGGGAAAUUUAUCGAAAAUGUAUACUUGCUGACGAAAAAUGGGUAUAGCUUUAAGCCAUUGUAAACUUUUUCUUUGAAUAUUGCAAAUAUAGAAUUAAUAGCUUUUAACUUUAACUGAUCUGAAUGAAAUAUUGAUGAAAAAUGUUUUAAGCAUUUGAUGCCUUG